This is a messenger RNA of Balearica regulorum gibbericeps (East African grey crowned-crane), 1320 nucleotides long. Lineage: Eukaryota; Metazoa; Chordata; Aves; Gruiformes; Gruidae. The record is from RefSeq and is a predicted model, not a curated record.
AUGAAAGUACUGCCUGAAAAUGGGACACAGUUAUGCAUCGUUCACCUUUCAGCCCCUGGCAUGGCUGUAUCCAUGCUCCUGAGGUACGAUGUCGUACUGAACCUGGAAAUGCUCCAUAUAAUUGGAAGCCCAUUAGCUAAAUCAAGAGGGCAGAAUGUGACCAUAUUUUAUUUUAAUAGGCUUGGCUAUUAUCCUUGGUACACAUCACAGGACGUCCCUGUUAAUGGUGGCCUACUCCAGAACUUCAGCUUGCAAACUCAUCUGGACAAAGCCGGUCAUGCCAUUAACUAUUACACCACAGCUAAGGACUUCACGGGCUGCGAGUACUGGAGACUUCAGUGGGCCUGCAACUGGGAUGCAAAAGAUGUCUACAGAAGAAAGUCCAGGAAACUCAUAACCAAAAUGGAAGGGAAUAUUUCAGCAAAUGAUGUUGAACAUUUAGUCAGACUUUCCUUUGAAGAAAGGGCAAAAGCUUUUAUGAAGGAAACAAUUGCAUUAGGAAUGAAAAGCAGACCUAAGGGCCUGUGGGGAUACUAUUUGCACUGUCACAAUUACAAUUUCUCUGAUCAGAACUACACUGGUUCCUACCAAAAGAGUGAAAUUUUGAAGAAGAAUUAAAUUCCUUGGCUCUGGGAUAGCAGUGCAGCCAUGUAUCUUUUCAUUGGCAUUAAGAUAUCCCUUGGAAACAGUCAAAACAUUUUGCACUUUUCUCAGUUUAGGAUGAAUGAAUCCAUAAGGACUUCCUCCAUGACAUCCCAAGAUUAUGCUUUGACCGUAUUUGUGUAUACGCAACUAGGUUUUGGAGAUCAACCUUUAUUAUUUCUCUCUAUGCAAGAUCUUAAUAAGACUAUUGGAGAGAGUGUCCUGGGAGCUGCAGGCAUUAUUUGGUGCGAUAUGAAUGUAACUUCUUCAGAGAGUAACUGCACAAAAGUGCAAAAAUCUGUUGAUUUGGAAUUAGAGCCCUACAGUAUCAAUGUCACAUCAGCAGCUGAGGUGCACAGCAGGCAUCUUUGUCAAGACAAUGGACAAUGUAUACAAAGAACCUGGAGAGCCUCGACAUACCUGCAUUUAAAUCCUAUGAGCUUCUGGAUAGAUGCCUUGAAGGACCAAGGAUUUAUUGUGAAAGCAGAAGAAUCAAAUGAAGAUCUGGAAAUAACGGCAGAGACAUUUGUCUGCCACUGUUAUCAGGGUUAUGAAUGAACUGACUGUGGGGAAGUUAAAGUUGCUGAUGACCAUCCAGGGAGCUCUGUAGACUCUGUCCCACCCAGAAGAUUUGCAGUGAUCGUCCUCCUUUCUUUGCCUUUGACAGGUCUUUUCUAA